GGCUAAAAAGUAAAAACAAAAAAAAAAGGGUGGGGGGUCAUCCUUGAAGUUCUCAGCUCUUACAUUUCAAAUGAUCGACUGAACCUGUUGGCAGAAAAUAGGAUGAGCUUAUCUCUGUUUUGUCAUCUCUUACUUUGUUGUUUUUAUGAAGUUUUUUCCAGCGCCAGUGCCUCAGAUACCAUUAGCAGUAGUGCACCCGUGAGAGACUCGGAAACUGUAUUUUCCAGAGGCAGAAGAUUUAAACUGGGAUUUUUCAGCCCUGGGAAUUCUGCAAAUCGUUAUGUAGGUAUUAUGUUUAACCUACCAUCACCAACACCAACUGUAGUAUGGGUAGCUAACAGAGACAAACCUUUACAUGAUUCUAAUGGAAUACUCACAAUAUCAGAAGAUGGGAAUCUUGUAAUCUUGAAUGGACAGAAGCAGAUUGUUUGGUCAUCCAGUGUUUCAAACUCUAUAAGGAAUUCAACCGCCGGGCUCUUGGACACUGGCAACUUAGUCCUGAAAGACAGCUCAAAUGGGAGAGUUCUAUGGGAAAGUUUUCAAUACCCUACAGAUUCUCUCUUACCGUUGAUGAAAAUGGGGAUUAAUAAGUUUACUAACACGACGACUUUCCUGAAAUCAUGGAGAAGUCCUGAUGAUCCAUCCAUCGGGAGUUUCUCAGCUGGAAUUCAACCUCAAUACCUUCCCCAGGCUUUUAUUUGGAACAAUAGCUCUCCUUACUGGCGUAGUGGUCCAUGGAAUAAACAGAUCUACAUCGGAUUACCAGAAAUGAAAUCUUUUUAUGACUCUGGUGUUGACCUUGUAGCUGAUAAUGCAGGCACCGCAUACCAAAUUUAUACCAACCCAGAUCAGUCUUCGAUACUCUAUUAUUCCUUGAAUUCCACAGGGUCUUAUCAGGAGAAAGUUUGGGAUCCAAAUAAGAAGGAUUGGAUGGUAGCAUGGGCUAAUCCCCGAAGUGAGUGUGAUUUUUAUGCUAAGUGCGGGCAAUUUGGAAGCUGUAACCCUAAGAAUUCUCCAAAGUGCAGUUGUAUACGAGGGUUUAAGCCGAAAAAUGAAGGAGAAUGGGGGAAGGGAGAUUGGAAUGGUGGAUGCAUCAGAAAUACUGCACUGGACUGUGAAAGAAACAAAACUGAUGUUGACAAGGGAAAGCAGGAUGGGUUUUUGAAGCUGCAGACAAUGGGAGUGCCAGAUUUUGCAAUUUGGGUAUCCUCUACAAAAGAAAACUGUGAGAAUGAUUGCUUGAAAAAUUGUUCCUGCAUGGCAUAUUCAUACUACACAGGCAUAGGUUGUAUGCAUUGGAAUAGAAGCUUAAUUGAUAUUCAAGAAUUCUCCACGGAUGGGGCGGCUGAUUUGUUCAUUCGCCUUGCCUACUCUGAACUUGAUGCAAAUCACAAGAAACGCAUCCCUGUAGUUGCAAUCACGGUGUCGACGGUCUCGGUAACAGUUACCUUAUGUGGAUACCUUUUCUGGAUAUUGUUUACUAAGCAUAGAGGAAGGAAGAGAAAAAAUGAAGCAUUCUUAAGAGAAGCAUCUCCAAACUAUUACAAGGAAAGCAUGAUUAAAGAUGACAUCAACAAAGUCAAAAUUGAAGACAUGACAUUGUACAGCUUUGACAUGUUAGCAAAUGCAACUAACAAAUUUCACUGGGCUAGCAAGCUGGGGCAAGGAGGCUUUGGUCCGGUCUACAGAGGAAAAUUUCAAGAUGGACAAGAAAUUGCAGUGAAAAGGCUUUCACAGUCUUCUAGUCAGGGGCUAGAGGAGUUUAUGAAUGAAGUCGUCUUGAUCUCUGGACUACAACAUCGUAAUCUUGUUAGACUUCUUGGCUGCUGCAUAGAGAGAGGGGAAAAGAUGUUGGUUUAUGAUUUCGUGCCGAAUAGAAGCUUAGAUGCAUAUAUUUUUGGUUCACACCAGGAAAAGUUCCUUGAUUGGAGUAAGAGAGCCAUCAUUAUUGAAGGAACUGGUCGAGGCCUCCUUUACCUUCACAGAGACUCGAGACUACGAAUUAUUCAUAGAGAUCUGAAAGCAAGCAACAUCCUGUUGGAUGAACACCUAAACCCACAAAUUUCAGAUUUUGGCAUGGCGAGGAUAUUUGGAGGAAAUCAAGAUCAGGCCAACACAAUAAGAGUUGUUGGCACAUAUGGUUACAUGUCCCCUGAAUAUGCAAUGCAUGGAAGAUUCUCAGAAAAAUCAGAUGUCUACAGCUUUGGAGUGUUGAUAUUGGAAAUUGUCAGUGGAAGGAAGAAUUCCAGUUUUUACAACGAUGAAGAUGAACUGACUCUAUUUGCAUAUGCAUGGAAGUUGUGGAAGGAAAACAAUAUUGUAAAAUUGAUAGACUCCAAAGUAUUUGAUCCAAGAUUUGAGAAAGAAGUUGUGAGAUGUGUACAUAUUGGAUUAUUAUGUGUUCAAGAAUAUGCAGAAGAUAGGCCAAAUGUCUCCACGGUUCUAUCAAUGCUGACUAGUGACAUUGCUGACCUACCUACUCCUAAGCAACCUGCAUUUACCGGAGGACGUGGUUCUUCAGAGCAAGGAUCUUCUAAUAGCCAAGGUUCUGUGAAUACUGAUUCCAUUACUGUAGUGGAACCACGAUAGGCUGUAAACGGGGGCGUACCCAGAAAUUUUGUAAGCGUUGUCGAAAUAUGUAGAAGAACUGGAAUAUAAAUUUGAUUAUAAUACUUUUAAACAAGAAAUAGCCUUA
This is a messenger RNA of Nicotiana tabacum (common tobacco), 2695 nucleotides long. Its product is annotated as G-type lectin S-receptor-like serine/threonine-protein kinase At1g11300. Gene Ontology annotation, molecular function: protein serine/threonine kinase activity; ATP binding. The record is from RefSeq and is a predicted model, not a curated record. NCBI's taxonomy places the organism in Eukaryota, Viridiplantae, Streptophyta, Magnoliopsida, Solanales, Solanaceae. Gene Ontology annotation, biological process: protein phosphorylation; recognition of pollen. Gene Ontology annotation, cellular component: plasma membrane.